Messenger RNA from Talaromyces rugulosus, 1551 nucleotides. RefSeq lists its product as uncharacterized. Bases 1 to 1551 code for a protein of 516 amino acids. The transcript has a single exon. NCBI's taxonomy places the organism in Eukaryota, Fungi, Ascomycota, Eurotiomycetes, Eurotiales, Trichocomaceae. The record is from RefSeq and is a predicted model, not a curated record.
AUGCCCUUCGCUUUCAAGACCGAGAAGACAAAGAUUGAAUCAAGUCGUUAUCACAACGACAAGGCCGACAGAGUAGAGAGUCGCGACAGUUACCACCCUUGCACCACGAUCAGUGCGUAUCGGUCAAAACAAUGGCACGCGGAAUACCAUGGCCUCAUUUUGCAGAAUCCCGGACCCUUUAUGAUCUUACCAGUGACUGGGUCAGCCCAGGCAGAGGCAAUGUGUUUUUUCGAGUAUAUUUCGAUCAAGCAUCUGAAUGAGUACCACCCCUGGGAUUCAUGGCGGGAGACUCUCAUGUUCUUCUCCCAAACAGUGUCAUCAGUGCGGCAUGCCGCCAUUGCUCUGGCCUUGAUGCACCGAAACUACCUGAAUCGCGAUUCUAGUGAUCGUGUGCUUCAACCUCAUUCCUUGAAAGACCGCCAACCGUGUAAUGCUCCCUUACUUCACUAUAAUCGGGCCAUUCAACUUCUUCUGACGCAGGAAAGUGGUGACAGCACCGAAAUAACUGCUAUCACCCUUUUGGUCUGCUAUCUCUUCAUCUGCUUUGAUCAUCUGGCGGGCAACGAUGUACAAGCAGUGAAACACCUGCGCGGAGGUGUGGAGCUCUCACGCAACAUUGACAAGGCUAUACUGAACAACAGCAGUACUUAUGAGGAUGCCAAACCUUUAGGGGUUCGCACGCUUAUCUGCCAGGUCACAAAACAAAUCCGCCGUCUCGACAUGCAGUCCGUAACGUUUCUGGUCGAUUGGAAUCCAGCUGACAUCCAAGAGGGAUUUAUGUCCCAGCUUCCACCCUUCGACAGCCCCUUUCGAUCUCUUGACCAAGCCGCCGACCACCUUCAGAUCCUUGUCGCUCGGGUAAUGAGACUGUGCAACACGGAGCAGCAACUAUCCCCGAUGGGUGAGAUGCUGCCGUUACCUUGUUCACUUAAGGAUAUUGUUCUUGGGCAGUUGGAGACGUGGUCGACUCUCUUCGAAAACAUACUGCAACAAGGCAACUCCUACGAGGCAGAUUCUGAAACUUACCCGCUCGUGUCACUGCUGCGUUUACAAUAUACUAUCGCAUGGAUUCUCCUCAAUAGUUGCGGACCUGGCAGGGAAAUGGACUAUGAUGACUUCCUGCCCGAGUUCCAGCAAUGCGUGGCCCUAGCAGGCGACGUAGCGGCGGCACAUGAGCGGUAUUCGGGGUCUUUAAAGCCGACUUUUACGCCGGAGGUCGGAAUUAUCCCCGUGCUUUACAUAAUAGGGGUUAAAUGCCGACAUCCAAUUGUCCGACGCGAGGUCCUAAGUAUCUUGCGACGACAACAGAUACGGGAGGCGGUUUGGGAUAGCAUCUCUGCUGCCAGGGUGGUUGAGCGGGUAAUCGAGAUUGAAGAGGGCGGGUCUGGAGAAGGACAUAUGCCACAAACUAUGGAACAAAUUGCCGUGUGGCAGAGGAUCAAGGCUUUAUCUUGGAUACAUGUCAUCAGUGGACAGUCUGCGGCCAGGUUGGAUAUUACGUAUACGUUCUGCGCGCGUGAGGGAAUUCAUACCGAGUCUCUCAUCAUGUAA